Messenger RNA from Cinara cedri, 5459 nucleotides. Lineage: Eukaryota; Metazoa; Arthropoda; Insecta; Hemiptera; Aphididae. The record is from the annotation of a GenBank genome assembly.
CCUGUGAGCUAAAUAAAGAACGUUGUCACCAACUUUUCCUUUGAUUUCUGUGCAUUUACCGUCUUUGUCGACAAAAUUUACAUGAACUAUUUCAGCUUCACUCUUUGGAUCCUGCCAUUCAUACUCUCCGUGACAUACACAUUGAGUAGUACUUAUGAAUCUUUUCCAAAUGGAAACGAAUUGAAACUUCGUUUGAUGAUUUUGCAAAUAAAUACGACUGAGUGAAAUGAGAUGCCGAUUGUAGUAUACACCACGUACUAAUUUUGAAACAGUAACGGGUAAAAACAUACUAUAUAGUAUGUUAUGUGAAUUUCAAUUCGUUUAGAACUACAAUAGCACAUGCUAAAAAAAUGAGAGAUCCGGACAUAAGGUAUAAUUGACAACAGUUAACACUUUAAAAAUAUAUAUAUAUAAAGAUACGAGUACAAAGUAGUACCCAUGUACUAUAAAUUAAAAAACACAACUUAUGUUAUACUGUUAUAAAUUUGAUAUCAGUACCCAAAACAAUCAAAAAGGCAAAAACUAUAACCGUCUAACCAAGAUGACGUCAUACUAUAAAAAAAAAACAUCUGCCGGUAUGUGUUUUGAAGUGGUGGCAGUGGGCACAGACAAGGUGGUCUAUGGUAUUAUGGUGGUUGUAGAGACAUGACCAUAAAUACCACAUAUCCGGUGUUUUUUUUUUUUUUUUACCAGUGGCGGUGCUGUUUCAUUCAAUUAUUCAAAAUUCGAUUUAUUUUAUAUCUCUGUCGACGAAAAGUGAUAGAUGAUAACAAUCGGAGUAGGCAUGUCUUGUUAGCACCAAGUUGUUAAUAGGUCUAUGGUACAAACUACAAAGUCUAUAGUGUAGACAACCUCCAAGAUGGUGUACAUCAGCCCUCAGGAAACACUUAAAGCAGUCUAAGUGAGAAAGUCUACACAAAAAGCGACCGCACUCGAUGCAAAAUCGCUCGUGGUCCUUUCAUCAAAUACAGUAAGCCAAGAUUGUCAGAAAGUUUAAAAGUACAAUCACCAUUACGGAGUGUAUCACAAUUAGUUUAUAGUUUAUGACACGGUCACGAAUUAAGAAAUAAAUUACUAAGAUAAGAUUUAAGAUAUAUAAGGUAAAAUAUGUUAAUCCGUGGAAACGAUCUAAAGGGUGCCUUCACAGCUUACCGUGAAACGUGAAAUAUUCUAGAACCAUGUAGUGGUUAACCAGUGGUCAAUCAUCAUUUUUUUUUUUUUUUAAUACCCUAUACCGCUUAUACCGGACACUUGAGUUCAAUCCUAUUAAAAAAAUAGUCGGACCAUGUGUUCAUCACGAUUUAAUGAUAAUGGUUCAACAACUAAAUUGUAUCAAUCAUGGUGAAUAAAUUGUGAAUUAUUACGUUUCAUGGUAAUCUGUGAAGGUACCUUUAACCCAUAAGUCCGUUCUUACUAUUUCCUGUAAAAGCGGUCACGUAACCACUACAUCGUCGGUUAAAUUUCGAUUACGACAGUCCGUUCUUAUAACCUUCGAUUUAUAAGGCACGGUCUUAUGUUCUUCAAAAACCGUGAUAUUAUUAUCAGGUAUAAUAUUAUCAACAAAUUUAGUCAUGAUAAAAAAAAAUGUAUUAUUUUUAUAUUUUAAAAUGUAUUUAAUCCUGGUUAUUAUGACCAUAGACAUGUCUAUAAUUAUUGAUUAUGACUAAAUAAAUUUACGAUUACAGCUUCAUAAUUUUAUUGAACAUGUCUCACUUGUUUAUUAAUUGUACGUGUAUAUAUAUUUAAUAUUUAAACAUUAAUAGGUAUUAAAAAUCUAAACUUUGAAUCCUGAAGAACGUUUAAUUUAGUGUAUAUUUAUAACAUUGAAAAACAGAUGGAAGAAACCACAGAAAUACGUAAGAUGGAUGCGGUUCUCAAAUUUGAAUUAAUCAAUUUAUUAGACAUAGAUGAUGGCUGGAAAUCAAUAAUGACUAGAGCAACUGUUGACUGUGAUUUAACUAAAAGUCAAAAAUACACUGUUGAGCAUGUUAAGUAAGAUCCCAUAGUACCUAUUUGUAUUACAAUGCUUAGUUUAUUGUAUUACAUAAAUAAUAUAAUUAUUUUAGGCUCAUAGAAAUGGCUGGCCACACACAACGGCGAUCCUGUAGCGAAAUAUUUUUAGAAGAAUGGGGAACCAGCGGUAAAAUAAGGCCUAAUCUUAAAAUACUUAGGGAUUUAUUGUAUGAUGCAAAUCUAAUAAGAGCUGCUACAUGUGUAGCAUCUAAAAUAUCGAACAGUAACUAAUAAAAUAUAUAAUAAAAUUAUUGAAUCUAAUUAUUAUGUUUAGUACAAACUUAUUUCCAGAUAAAUCGACAAAUGGGUUGACAGUCUCUAAUGAGUUUGAUAAAUACACUGAAAAUUUAAAAUCUACAUUAUGUACUCAUAAUAAUACAAGUAUAAAUAAUACCGAACAUAACGAAUGGUAAUAACAAAAAAAUAAAUAAUAAUAAAUAAAUACCUACUUAAGUAUUAAUUUUGAUUUUUUUUUUUAGGGGGGAGUAAAUAAUCAUUUUUAGUGUAAAGGAAUUUUGUUUACUAUUUUAUAAAAUUAUUAAUGACUAGUUUAUUGCUUUACAAAUGUAUUUAUUUUAUUUUUGUAGGUUUGAUGAAAUUAAAUUACCUUAUCAAUAUUUAUCUGAAGCUACCAAUGGAUUUUCAGAAUCGUGUUUAAUUGGAGCUGGUGGAUUUAGCAAAGUAUUCAAAUCUAGAUUAAAUUUAAAACAAAAUAAUCAAAUAGUAGCAAUAAAACGUUUGGAACAUGAUUUCAAUAUUAAAGAUUUCAAACAAUACUUAAAUGAAAUUUGUAUUGUUUUAAAAUUUAAACAUGAUAAUGUAUUACCAUUACUAGCAAUAUCAUAUGAUGAACAACCAUGUUUUAUUUAUGAAUUUAUGGAAAAUGGUUCAUUACUUGAAAACAUUGCAUGUGAUGUAUGUUAUUAAUAAUUUUUAUUAAGAAAUAGAAUUAUUUCUGCUAUUAUUUUGUUAAUGAUUAAAUUAUCUAGAUUAAAUCAAUAUUAUUGGAUUGGAAACUUAGAAUUCAAAUUGGAACAGAUAUUGCUCGAGGAAUAGUGUACUUACACACAGAAUUUGAAACUCCAUUUAUUCAUCGAGAUAUUAAGACUGCUAACAUUCUUCUAGAUAAUAAAUUUAUUGCCAAAGUAUACAAACUAUAAGUAAUGUGUAAUAUAAUAUAUAUAUAAAAGAGAAAAUUGAUUGGUUAUUUAUAUACUAUUUAUAGAUUGGAGAUUUUGGAUUAAUGCGUAUAGGAAAUCAUACAAUGACAUCUGUAGUGUGUGGAACCUCUGCUUACAUGUCACCUGAGGCAUUUAGAGGCGACAUAUCUGUGAAAGUAGAUGUAUUUAGCUUUGGAAUUGUAUUAUUGGAAUUAUUAACAGGAUUGGCACCAAUAGAUAAAUCUCGAACUGGUUAUGAUUUAGUAAGUAAUCCUAACUUUAACAUAUUAUAUAAAAUGUCCAUUUUUUUAAACCAGUAACCUAAGUAGGUGAUUAAAAUAUCUUAUUUUUUUAGUUGACUGCAUUAGUUUGUAAUCAUAUUUUUUGUAUUCCCUCAUUGUUUAUUAAAUCAAAGAAAUUUAUCAUAUUGAUUUUUAACUUUCAAUAUAAAUUUAUAAUUAAAUUUUUUUUUGUAUUUAUUUUUAUUUUUUAUAUUUCAGUAUUAAAUUCUAUACAAAUUACAUUUCUGAUUUAUUUUGUGUGUAUUGAUCUCAUAAUAGGUAAUCCACAUAAAGAAGUAGAAAAUUAGACUUAAUGAAUACAUAUUAAGUAAUAAAAUAUGUCCCUAUUUAUAGUUUCUUAAUAUUUACUAUUUGUAUUAAUUGUAUACAUUAUUUUAAAUGCAUGUUUGUUUUAGUUAACUCAUAUAAAUGAAAUUGAAUGGCCUGUUGAAAAACUAUUAGAUAAACGUGCUGGAAAUUGGGACAACAGUAUUGCUGAAAAAAUCUAUGACUUAGCACAAAUAUGUUGUACAGCUACAAAAUCUCAAAGACCAGUUAUGCAUGGCCAAGAUGGUGUUCUUGAAUCUCUUAAAAAUAUUCAAUCUGAAAAUUGAUGUCUAAGAAUUUUUAAAUACUAAUAAAAAUAUAAUAUUAUAAUUAAUAAACAAAAUAUUUUUAUAUUUUUUGAUUUAUUAUAAUUACUUAUAUAAAAAUUGUAUAUUUAGAAAAUAAAACAACUUUAACCCAUAAUUAAAACAUAAAUAAUUAUGAUGUAUUUUUUUUUUUUUUUACAAAAUUAAAGUAGUAUCCAUUAGUGAUCCAGGAGAAAGAGGUCAUCACAAAAUUAUGUACGGUCACUAACACAUAAAACUAAAAAAAAGAUGGACAUACUUUACACAUGGGUGGGCCACUGUUGUAGGUGGGAAGUUGAGAAGGUAUUAGAGGAAAAAUUGAAUGUAUAUCUAUAAGCAACAAUAAACCAUUGUGUAAUGAUAUACACAAUAUUGUACAUAUCAUAAUUUUAAUAAGUAUUGGCUAGUUAUAUUAUAUUAUAUUACUGAUAUAAUAGUGUAAUAUUAUAUUUACACAUUUGUAUUAUAUGACUAUAAAUUUUAUAACCUAGUCAAUUUAUAUUCGAUAAUUAAUUAAUUAAUAUGAUAUUGACAACCAGAUGUCAGCACACACACUACCAUUUUUUCUCCUUACAUAAUCCUUAGUCUAAUUAUUCGGCCCAGAACCCUUCCUCUCGCCGAAACGUACGUUGCUCUAUUUCCCGUAUGUAUUUUCUCUGCAUCAAUAAAAUACACAAUUUUACUUGUGUUUUGCUUUGACAUUGCUACUUAUUAUAGAAAUACUGUUGCUUAAGAAAUUCCAUCCAGGAUAGGUAAGUAUACCAUACAAUUUGCAUUUCAUAUUUAUUUCUUAUUAUUAUAGGAAGUAGUGAAUGAUCUAGGUAGUUAAUUGAAUUGUAUAUUUAAUCAUCCUAUAUUCUAAUUCCCCCAUCAUUUCAUUUAUUACAAUUGUUAAUGAAAAAACCAUAUGUCAUAUUAUGGUAAAAUAAUUACAUAAGAAUUAUAUAUUUUCUCUAAUAAUAUUUGUUUAAUAUUCUACUUAUUUUCCCGUUUUUUCAGGAUUUUAUAAUUUAUUGGGAAAAAUCCAUAAAAAAUCAAAUAAUGACCUCCUUAAAGAACCUCUCGAGUCAAAUUUUGUAAAAGUGCUAUCAUUGUAAAUUGGAGCAAAAUUGCUAGUAGAAAAGUUGUUCAAUAAAAAAAUAUCUUUGAAAAACCAUAAGCUAAACCAUUCACUCCACUCAGAAUCUAAACUGAAUACCUAUUGUUAUAUACAUAUAUAUAUAUAAAAAAAAAUUCUUGCUAUAUUUUACAAUUUUUAAAGGACCUCCCCUACCCACCCUCUUGAUUAUUAAGUAGUUAUGAGAAAGUUUAAGUAUCAUUUAUACCUAGAUAAUUACAAAUAAUAUUGCAUAUUUGUAUAAAUAAUAGUUGCC